Messenger RNA from Hippopotamus amphibius kiboko, 1722 nucleotides. RefSeq names its product coiled-coil domain containing 183 (gene CCDC183). The record is from RefSeq and is a predicted model, not a curated record. The transcript is spliced from 14 exons. Bases 44 to 1642 code for a protein of 532 amino acids. Lineage: Eukaryota; Metazoa; Chordata; Mammalia; Artiodactyla; Hippopotamidae.
GGCAGGAGGUGUGGAGGGGCCCUGGAGGACCCCGAGGGCGGCCAUGAAGAUUUGCAGUGAGGCAGAGAUGGAGGAGCAGAUCCAGGAGCUGAAGACCAUCACCCGGCUCCAGGAGCAAUGUCGGGCGCUGCAGAUCCAGGCGGUGAAGGAGAAGACGGUCAAGAACAAGGCCACGCUGGCUCUCCUGCGCAGCAACAUCCGCCGUGGGUCCCAAGAGUGGGCUUUGGCCAAGAAGUAUGACCAGUGGGCCAUCUCCAGAGCCUGCGGGAAGGACGUGCCCACGAGGCUGGCACACAGUCGCUGCACCAUGGAGGUGGCGCGGGAGAAGCUGCGCAAGUACGUCUUCGACCGCGUGAACGUACACAACGUGCUGAUCCACUCGGUGCGGCGGCGCGGCCAGAAGCUGGAGAGCAUGCAGCUGGAGCUGGCCAGCCUGAAGAGCCAGCCCGAGGCCACCAAGGACGAGCUGCGCAUGCUGCAGGUCAUCCGUCGGUUGGAGAAUAACAUAGAAAAGACGAUGGUCAAGAUCACCACAAGCCAGAACAUCCACCUGCUGUAUGUGGACCUGCUAGACCACCUGAAACAAAAGCUGUCAGGAUACUCCACAGAGCUGGACAAGCUGCAGAAUCUCGUGGUUGACUACUGCUCGGAACUGUCGGAUAUGACAGUCAUGUCUCAAGAUGCCAUGAUGAUUACGGAUGAGGUCAAGACGAACAUGAGGCAAGGGGAGGCCAGCUUCAUCGAGGAGCGCCGGGCGCGGGAGAAACGUCUGAACCAACAGAAGAAGCUGAUUGACAGGAUCCACACCAAGGAGACCAGCGAGAAGUACCGCUGGGGCCGGCGGGACUUGGACUUUGCCAACCUGAUGGGCCCAGAAACCCUGAAAGCGAGGAGAAGAGAGACCUCCAAGGCUGACGUCGAAUACCAGACGGACCUGACUGCUUUGGUGGAGAAAGUCAAGACUGCUGUGCGGUGCUCUCACCUCUGGGACAUCGCCGGCCGGUUCCUGGCUCAGAGGAACACAGAGGAGAACCUGGAGCUGCAGAUGGAGGACUGUGAGGAGAGGCGGGCACAGCUGGAGGCCCUGAUGAAGAAGCUGGAGAUUGAGCAGGCGAUGCUCAAGUUCCACCAGACACCCACCUCCUUCAGCUUCCAGUCUGUUGAGAAGAAGAUAAAGGACAUGCUGAAGGAGGAGGAAGGCCGGCUGCAGCUGGCCCACGCCAACGUGACCAAGAGCCAGGCGUUGCUGCUGAUCAUCCAGACAGGGAUCGACAACCUCUACGUCCGCCUGAUCGGCGUGCCCCCGCCCCCGGGCCAGAAAGAAGCGCUGCCCUCCGCCACCCUGGAUAUGUACAGCAAGCUGGCGUACUGUGAGGGGAAGCUGCUGUACCUGGCUGACCGAGUGCAGAUGCUGUCCAGGACGGAGGAGGUCAACACAAAGGUGAAGGAUGCCCUGGAGUCCUCGACUUUGAAGGAGAAGCAGAACACCAGGAUCAGCUUUGAGGACACGGAGGAGGAUGUCAUAGAGACCUUCCAGUUCGCCGACGUGGACCACAGCUACGUGCCCUCGCGGGCUGAGAUCAAGAAGCAGGGCCAGCGACUGAUCGAGGGGAAGCUCAAGGUGGCCAAGAAGAAGAAGUGACCGGAAGAGGAGGAACCCGCCCCGCCCCCACACCCCGCCCCCUGCUGUCGUUGGUUACACAAAUAAACAUUUUUCCAGGA